Molecule: messenger RNA, 7111 nt
Organism: Lymnaea stagnalis (great pond snail)
Lineage: Eukaryota; Metazoa; Mollusca; Gastropoda; Lymnaeidae
Source: the annotation of a GenBank genome assembly
AAGUAAUAAAUAUAAUUUUGUUUUGUUAGCUUACUUAUGAACUUUUUAAAUGGGCUCAAUUAACCGGAAGUGGUUAUCGUUGAUAUUGUGUUGGCGGUGAUUUUUACUACUAUCAACAAGAUGCUAGUGAUUGCAUUUUUGAUGCAUUCAUUUACUAUUUAUUCGACUUAAUGAAUAAUUGGAGGCUUAUAUCAUGGACACUAUAAUAACAUUGAAGGAAACCAGCGACGAAAUGACCAAUUCUGAGUCGCCAAAUAAUGUUUAUACUAAGGUAAGUUAAAGUAAAGUUGUCCAGUUAACACCAGAUAAUGAAAAUGAAUCAUAGUGCCAAAUAAGAUACUUCACAUUCACUGUCACUGGACUUCAGUAACACACACUGCGUAAUAUUAACAAAAACUAAACUUACAUUUUGUUGCUUUAUUUAGAAGAACUCAUAUUUAACUAUAUUCCCUUUAAAUUUUUUUUUUUUCUUGUUUUAAAAUAAAGUAUAGGCAUAAAGAUUAGGCACUUAAAUACAAAAUUUAAAAAAAUUGAAAUAAUUUUUUAAUAACACAGUUAGAUAGAGCAAAUUUCAAAUAAAAAAAUGAAACCAGAAUCAACUUUUUAGCUUAAGUACUAUUUGAGCUAUGAAUUUUUAAAGUGUGAGUUCGUUUGGUAUUUUUUACUUUUACUAUAGACGAAACCUCCACAUCUUGUGACCUCAUUCCGCUGCGCGCGUCAUGUGCAAUGACUAUAUACUUUAUAUAAGGCAACUCAUCGCCUUAUCACUAAAAUACUGUAUAGGGUCGACUUAGUUUAAACUUUCAACUUUGGCACAUGAAUAAUUAAUUAAAGCUUUCCCUGAACAAUGGUAUAGCAUAGUAGUUUUUGCACACGGCAAACUCUUAUGAAUGAAACUCUGAGGUAGUACUACAAUACAGCCAUUAUGCAAGUGGCUGUGAAUGGUUGCCAAUGACGUGUUGCACACGGUAAAUUCUGAUCAUUUAUUAUAUGGAUUCUACCGGGUUGUUAAAGCUCAAAUUAAAACAUUCCAGUUUAAAUGUCUUCAAAAUGCAUUCUGAAACACAAGUUAUCAAAUAUUUUGAUGUAAAUAGUGGUAAUAAAUUAAUAUUUCCUAAGUAUCGGCAACUUCCGCCAUUAAAAAGGGGGCUUGGCCCACCCCAUGGCGAAAUUAGGUUGAGCGAACUGCAUGACCUGCUGCGAACGCGUAGAAACAUGGCGUCUCUCGUAAGACACUUGUCGCUGUGAAAAUUGGCAUACAUGUAGAUCAAUACAUUCCCCAGAUGCACAAAAAAUUUGGUAGUGACAAAUCUUUUCCUUCGACUUAAUUUUAAUGAUGAAAGUUGCCUUAUAGUUACCAAGGAUUUUCUCAAAGCUGACUGAUUGUAAAUGAAAAAGAAAUUGAUUAAAAUGUAGGCCAAGAUGUCUACCUAAUUAUAAGGCCGAAAACGGAACUCAAAUAUACAUCGAAAGUACUAAUUUAAUAAUAAAUAGACACACAUCGGAAAAUUAAAAACUCGGAUUUUUCGGCGCCGAUUUCUAUUUCAGAUACACAAAAAGUAGUAGUCUCCCUUGUUUCAUCGAAGUAUCUAUAAAGAUAAAAGCAAAAUGAGUGUUCAAAAUGUGGAGGAAAAGUCAUAUUGAAUGAUAGUGGUUAUAGUUUAUAGUUAUAGUCUAGGCACUUUGGUAAGGCAAGGGAGACUACUUCAAAAUUUGUAUGGGAAUCAGCGCAGAAGAGUGAAGAGUCCAAGUUUUUUAUGUUUGAAGGUCUGUGCUUUUUCAUUGAUGAAAGGACUAUUGUCAAAAAAUUGUGGUAUUCAUCUGUGUUGAUCUGACAUGAUAUUUCAUUGAGGGGUAUCUCUCGUAUGAGAUCUCCUCUUGGCACUCUGUCUAGGGAUUCGUUAAUUAAGCCAAAUUACCACACAGACAUAAUAACCUAUCUACAUACAUAUAGUAUAGACUGAAACAAAGUCUUUGUUAAAGGAGAAAAUAACUAUAAGUAUUUAUUCAAUAAUAAUAAUAUUUACAAACGCCUCCGUUAUAUACUCUUGGUGCUUAAUAUAUAUAUAUAUAUAUAUAUAUCACAUGGAUUUCAUACAAUUAGAAAGGUAUAUCAAUGCAAACCAAGUGUCCCUAACAUACAGACUGUAUCAUCAUUAUUUAAAUGCUUUAUUGCUCAAGUUCUAUGUUCAAUCUUUGUUGACUUAGCCUGUAUAGUUCCAGUGAUGAUCUCGGUGGAUCACACAGUGUGGGAGCUCCUUCUGUUCUAGAAGCGCGUCCCUGUUCCGAUCUUUGGAGCUGUUCUAAGCGUAGGGAAGACGGAGUUCCCGGUCGUAGAUUCUGUGGGAUCCCUGCGAUGGGGAAGAUGACUCUCCAGCGAUAAAUCGUGGUAGUAAGAGUCCCUGGAUCUCGACGUCAUUCUAGUAGCUGUCAGGUAGUUAGGUGUAGGACGUAAAUCAAUCUCCCAGUUUCAGCUUCAAGGUAAGUCGGUCCAGUAAUAGAAACCAGAAAAUUAUACAAAAAUGGAUAAGUAUCCAGGCGAAUAUCCAUAAGCUGAUAAGUCCCGUUUCAACAGCAACGAAUUCAGAUCGAUGUAUGGAAGGUGACAAAGCUUGAACAUAUAUAUCCAAUUUGUGGAUAGGAUAUAAGUCUUGUCAUUGUCGGCGAAAGCAUGUUGCUUCGUGACAAGGUUGGACCAAGCAAACAUUUUAAUAAAUGAAGUAUGGGACGUAGAAUCAUUAUCAUUCAUUAAAUGUACAGGUACAUAGUAUACAUAUUGUCGUCUCGUUAAAAGAGACAUGGGUGAUUUGGAACAACAACCUGCCAUCCCCAUGAUGGGAUGGCGGCGUGUCGUAGCCCGCGGAAAAAGCAAUAAUAGAAUUCAUAGUAUCAAUAUAAUAUGAUAUAGGCAUUAUUAGAAUAAGAUCAAACUCGAUCAAAUAUUUGCUACAUAGUUAUAUGAACAAUGCAAGUGCAAUAACAUAAUAUCAAAAUCAUGGUUGCGUACUUACUAGUACUCUAGGUAGCAGUCGCAGUUAUGUAUCACGCUAAUGAAGGUCUAAGUCUAGAUCCUUCCAGCGUCCACAGUCAAGUGAUGAGAUCAUAAAAGACAUAUUCUUGCUUGUUCUGGCUAUUUAUUCGAGUUGGGUGAUGAUUCAAUGGGUGAUUUAAAUGUAUGUUUUCCCAUUCAAUGAUAAUCACUUUUGAUAUUGGGGGUUUGACCUUCUACCCUCAAAGUUUAUCGGGCUGAGGUGAAAAUCCAAAUUCACGCUUUGGCGUGAGUUUUGUGGUUUAGAAAUUCAAUAACAACAAGGGACGAUACUCCGCUUUGCUGUCUCCAGGGCAAUACUGGGGGGCUGUAUGGCAUUAAUUUCUCAAGGUUCAUCAGUGAGACGGUUUGAACACAAAAUGCACGCUUUCAGGAUGAGCAUACUGAUGUGGAAAUGCGAUAACACUAAGGGGAGUCACUCGUGCUAUGCGACUGCGGGGCAACUUGAGAGGGGGGGGGGUAUAAUUUUACAAGGGUUUCCAAGGGCGGAUUUACGGUGUAAGAAAUUUUACAAAGUCCAGCCUCAGAUCGUCACAUCAUCCAUGCUAAAAUUUUCAAAUACAUCUGACAUACACUAAGUAGGUACUUUGACAGAAAUGUUAAAUAUUGUCCCAUAGCCAUAAAUGAUACAUCAUUUUAAAGGGGGCUAGUUCUAAUAAAUUUUAUCUUCCUAUCUUUUAUAGAAAUGGAGUUAUGAAUUUUUUGGUGAAUUUUUUUAACCCUCUUCAUUAUCUUUGUAUUUAGCUGAAAAAACGUGUGACUGACUUCCAUAUUUCUGCCUUAUUUUUCCCAAAACUUUUUUAUUUUAAAAGAUAAUGCUACCAAAUUUUCAGGAAACAUUCUCACUCAAAGCAAUAUACAACACAAUAAACAACACAAAUUUUACAUAACAUCAAGAUUUUGUAUAAUUUUAUUUGAGAUUAUGUUAAGAAAAGCGUGAACAGAAAAUUUGGAAAAAAUUAUCAUUUAUAUAGAAACAUAAAAACACACCCCCAAAAAAACCAACAUGUUUAUUGAAUUUUAACUAAUUAUAUGUUAAAUUUUAAAUAAAUUCUUACAAUUAUAAAAAGGUAAGUACUCUUUUUUUAAUAUAAAAUUGAAUGCAUGUUAUUAUGAAUGAACAAAAAUUAAUCAAAUAAAAUCACCCAUAAGACUAAUCCAAGCAUACCGAUUCGUGAUUAUAUUUUAAAAGGUAAUGGGGAUGUGCUGCCCGUCAUUUUCUGGAUAGACUGCUUUGCAGACUUCUUUGGUUUAUGAAUCCCGAAUCUCUCCUUCAUCAACUUUGUCUUCGCGAUCUUCGUCCAAACACCCCUCAUCGGCAAUGGAAAUUAAAAUUUUCCCUUGCACCUGAAAGAAGCCUAGAAAUAACCUAUAAUCAUAAUACUGAAUCUACACAAUUUCUAUUUUCUUUUCCAUAUUAUUCAUGUGUGUUUAUUAAUUUGUGUAUUUUAUUAGAAAUAUUAAACAUUUGUCAAUUUUGUCUACUCUACGUAUCUUUUUUUUCCUAUGUCCUAAUAAAAUAUAAUUACAAUGAAAAUGAUGAUGUUGAGUCUUAUUUAUUUAUUUAUAGUCGCUAAUAUACCAGACCUGUUUACUCUUACGAUUUUGGCGUACAAUGUACGAUUUUGAGGUGUUAACAUGUAUACUGUAUGUUUAUUUUUUUCUAUAAAUAUAAGGUAUUGAACAAUUUUGUGAUAAUAUUGUACGAUUUUUAAGAGUUUUAGGGUAAACAGGUCUGAUAUACUCUAUAGCCAUCCACAAAUAAGAUAAUAAUAACUGUUCUUACUACUUAGACUUAGACUUAGACCUAUAUUCUAUAUGUAACAUUAACAUGUAGGCUGGGAGUAAUUUUAGUUCCAUCUUAUAUCUUUAUAUAUCCGCUAUUUUACAUUAAAAAGUAAUAAGCUAUUAUAUACAUACCAAUGCGUUAGAAAAAAUAUGUUGCCAGUCCCAAGAUACAACAUGCUGUAAAAAUAAUAUCACAGUGUUUGGAAAAAUAUGCACUCUACAUCACUGAUGACAAAACAGUUUAUUAUUAAAAGACUGUGGCGUUAUACGCAAAACAAGGAAGUCCUCCCUGAGCUGAAUGUAAAAUGGCCUCAACAGUUUUUGCAUUGUUUUUCCGUAUGCCCAAAUCCUGUGCGCUCGAAGUACCUACACUUAGAGUAAAAGCAUAUCAUUGGAAAGAGCUGACUUUAACAGUAGUGGCAGUGGACAUCUUUACCUACAUUUCCAUAAAUUUUUUUUUAGUAAUAGCCUAUAGCCGGUGGAAGCUAGCUAAAGUUAAAUUUUUGUAUUUUAAAAUUUACUUAGAUUUAUUUAGAUAUUUAAAAAUUACAAAAUAUUAAAGCUUUCUUAUUUAAUGGUUAUCGAAAACCAAUUUUGUUCCUAGUAAAAAUAAACAAAAUGGCAAAAAAAAAUUUUUUCUGUCCGGUGACGACAUGGUAAAGAGCUAACAUCAAGGGUUAAAUGGCUAUUUUAAAGCUAUUCUCAAUCUAAUUUAGAUGGCUAGCAGCAUUUUUUAGGUUUCAUUAAUGUUAAAUCAUUUUUAAAAAAAGUAUUUAAGGCAUUUAUAGCUGAUGUUUACUCUUACUCUUACGAUUUUGGUGUACAAUGUACUUUUUUGAGAUGUCUUUUACGAUUGUACGCAGAGACCCAUCAGCGAUAUGAUUUUAAGAGAUCAGGUGGAAAAUAUAUACAUUCCGGUAGUUUUUCCGAUUGAAAAACAUCAAAUUAAUUUAAAAGUACAUCUUCGGUUAUUAAUUUAAUUUGCAUUCUACAUCCAGCGGUGAAUAAAUUUCUGCCAUUUUGCAAUCAACACACCUUUGUCAUCAGAUUGCAAUUUUAAAUGAUAAAUUUGAUAUUUGCAUCUGUUGAGACUACGAACUGAAUUGGGACAAGUGUUUUUUUUUUUUUUUUUACAAGUCCUGGAGCAUAGGAGGGAUAAAUAAAAAAUGUUUCGUUUACCCUGUCUGGUUUGUAGUUUUAUUAUGCUCCUAUCUGCAUCUUGCCCAUUUUAAUGCUUAACAUUGGAACAGGUGCAGCUGUUGACACUGUUAGAAGUGAAAGGAAAAACAUCUUUGACAAACUAAAUGUACCACAAUAACUAUUAACUUUAAUUUAAAUGUAAUUUGAUACUUAUUCAUCCUGAAUUAUGCUUAGGCCAGUUUGGGAGCAUCAAACUCUGUCCUUGGCCAAUUAUAUUGUCUGGUUUUAUUAACAAUCUUUUUUUUAUUUACUUUCAGUUUUUAAGUUUUUGCUCACAAGCUCUGUCCAAGGAAAAUCCAAAGUUCUUGGAAUUGAUAAAAGCUAAAUAUGAAACAUGUGAUCAUGAGUUUCGUUGUUCAGAAAGAAUGGUCAAUCUUUUAAAAGAAACUCAAGGAAACAUGGAAAAAGAACCAUCACGUAUAUUUGUGCACUUAAAAGAUUUGAUCACUGAGCUAAAAGCGUUUAGCUUUCCCAAAAAUGUGAAAAAGAGAAAAAAGGAAAAAAUACAAGCUCCAUCAUGCUUAGAUGUUUCUAUGGAUGGGAUUGGUCCAACUGAAAAGAUUACAAAACUUUUGGAAUGUAGUGUAUCAUUAGAAAAGACCAAUUUAACAAGUGUCUUGAAGGUAAAGACAGCUGACUCUUUUGAUAGAAGACGAGACCAAUCAUGCCUCAUCGGUCAUGGCAACAUUAACAGUGCUGAAGAAAUAAGUCAACUGAAACAAUCUGAUCCUUAUCAGAAUAGCCUUAAUUCACAAGUGUUGUUAUUUGAAAAUGGUGACCCAAGCUGUGGGGAUAUUUCAGAUGAAAAUAGUUUGAAGGACAUGACUACUUGUCCAAACAGUCUGAGUACUGAUAGACACAGCAAUGUGCAAAACUGUCUAAAAAAUAGUUCCCCACAAAAGAAAUUAACCACUAUACAUGAUAUAGGAUGUUCUCAGAGCCAAAAUAUUGAGAAAAUUGUUCCCAUUGCUAUGGAGGACCCUAGCUAUACUGUUAAAGACGAAGCAAAGUCUAAUGUUUAUGGUAAAGUAGAAUUAACACAAUUUGAUAAGAAUGACUUGUCAAGUAGUAAGG